AUGUCCCAUGCUAUUAUCAAUGACCUACGCGAAAAGGUUCGCCACCUUGAAAAGGAGAACCUCAAAGUCAAGGGCGAUUUUUCCUCUUAUGAGAAUGAUGUGGUGGAGCUCCGUAAAAGAAACAAGCAACUUAUGGAAAUAUAUAACUUAUCCGAUCAAGCCAUCAAUUAUCCUGUGGAAGAGUCUGUCCUCUUAGAGCAUCUUAAUGCUACUUUAAAUAAUCAUUCAACUGAUGGAUUGAAUGCCCUUAAUUUUGAGGAGCUCAAAUCAAGAUAUGAAAUCCUUAAGACCGAGGAUAAAUCCAUGUUAUCUGUUAAUAAUAAACUUAAAUCCCAACUUCAUAAAGCAAAGGAAGAGAUUAAGAGUUUGGAGUUAAAAAGGAGUGCAAUAAUAACCGAAAACGAUAAUGCGGUUCUUAAGGGUGCUAAAGCUUUAAAGGAAUUUCAAGAUGCCAUACUCCAAGUGCAAAUUGAGAGGGAUCAAGCUAUUAGAAAAGUUAACACCUUGAAUGCUCUUGUUGAGCAGGAGCAUCUUAAACAAAUCAACGAUCUAAAACUGAAGCUUUCUGCCAGAAAUUCCAAGUAUCGCAGACUUCAAGAAAAACUGGUGGUUGAUGUUUCCAAUACUAAAAAGAAUGCACUCCGUCUUUGGAACGAACAAGUUAAGAAACAAGUUGAUGACAUCUGCACUGAAUAUGAUCUUCCUUUUGUAGAAUUCGAUUUUCCUACUGUUACUCCCAACGAAGAAGGAAUAAAACUCUCUAAGAGUGAAGAAGAGUAUGAAGAAAGCAACUCAGAAACUGAGGAAGAUUUAAGAUGA
Papaver somniferum (opium poppy) is the source of this 819-nucleotide messenger RNA. Its product is annotated as spindle assembly checkpoint component MAD1-like. The record is from RefSeq and is a predicted model, not a curated record. The transcript has 3 exons. Lineage: Eukaryota; Viridiplantae; Streptophyta; Magnoliopsida; Ranunculales; Papaveraceae. Bases 1 to 819 code for a protein of 272 amino acids.